AGUGCAGACGAAAUGGAAGUAGACAUCUGUUUCACUUUACAGUACAGCCUUGGCUGCGCGGCUGAGCACGGCCAACGGCUGAGUGGGUCUUGCGUUUGCUGGUCAGGAUUGAAAAGAGAUCGCCAUGAAAUUCUGCGCCGUCAGUAAGGAGUCUAAGGUUUCUUUUGCCCUUUUGGCUUUGAUGUAUUUGCUAAUCAUCACGUACACGUAUAUUUGUGUCUUGCUGAAAGUUCCCAUCGAGCCGGAGACUAGCGAACGUCCUCGAGUUGUCCGGCGUAGCCUAGGAUGGAGAGAACUUCUGAAAACGUGGGACUAUAACUUCAGGCUGAAAAUAGAAUCGACAGGUCCCAUAGUGUUUACUUAUCCCGAUGCUGUGAAAUUCAUCCUAAACGAGGUCCAUGCUUGCGAGGAAGACUUCCUGGUACUGGCUUUAGUGGUGACUGCCAUACAGAAUCACCAGAGGAGACAUUUCAUACGUCACACCUGGGGUCACAGUGCUGUAGUCGAGAAGACUGGUAUCAAACCGCUGUUCAUCGUUGGGCAACCAAAACAACAAAGAGAUCAGUUGUCCUUGGAGGAGGAAUCCCAUCAGCAUCAUGAUAUUCUUCAAGCUAAUUUCAUAGACGACUAUCAGAAUUUGACUUAUAAAACCACGGCCAUUCUUCACUGGGCUUCAACUUCCUGUCCAAAUGUCCCACUUCUCCUGAAGAUUGAUGAUGAUGUGAUACCUAACCCAUUUGCGCUUAGUGAUUAUUUGGUAUUCUACCUACAAAGGAACCCUCAACCAGUUCUCAUUUUGGGAAAAGUCCGGUGCUGUGAUCCAGUGCUCAGAGUAGGGAAGUGGGCGGUAUCAGAGAAAAAGUACAACAGAUCUGGGUAUCCUCCAUAUGUUGCUGGACCCUCCUAUAUUGUUCCUUCAGCUGUUAUACCUGCACUGUUGCAGGCUGCUAAAAAGACAAGAUUCCUUCACUUAGAAGAUGUGUAUACAACAGGGUUGGUAGCUCAAACUGCAGGUAUAAGACAUAAGACCAUCGUAAGUCUUACAAAUUCAGAUGGUAACAAGAUGAAGACCCAUUGGUGUUAUGGUAGUAAAGUUUUCCAGGAAAAUGUUGGACCAGUGAAUGCAGCAAGGGGUUGGAAUAUUUUACGAAAAGUUGAAAAUAUCUCUCGUCCAGAAGCUUAUAUACUCCCGGGAAAUAUAAAUUCCUGAAAAAGGUAAAUGCUGUAUGAGGGGUACUUCUGUAUAUAUUUUUCUAAAAAAUAAAAUUUUAGAAUAAAAAAACCUACAGUAAUAGUGUCUACUUAGUUCUAAAAACCUUAAAAGCAUCAAAUAAGUGUCUUGUUGUUCUCAUAACUCUUUCAUGUAAUGCAAAAGUCAUCAUAAUCAUGUAAGCUUGAAGAGGUCAAAAGUAGAGACUAAGCAGUCGGCUUGAGGCAUCC
Messenger RNA from Macrobrachium nipponense, 1440 nucleotides. Its product is annotated as UDP-GlcNAc:betaGal beta-1,3-N-acetylglucosaminyltransferase 7-like. The record is from RefSeq and is a predicted model, not a curated record. Bases 125 to 1210 code for a protein of 361 amino acids. The transcript has 6 exons. NCBI's taxonomy places the organism in Eukaryota, Metazoa, Arthropoda, Malacostraca, Decapoda, Palaemonidae. Gene Ontology annotation, cellular component: Golgi membrane. Gene Ontology annotation, molecular function: hexosyltransferase activity.